AUGUCCGAGUUGGAGAUGUCCGCACCGCACCCUGUUCACUUGAACGCAGCUAAGUGCGCAGCUGACUUAAAGGGAGGAUUUGUGAGUGAGUCUGACUGGAGACAUGCACUGCAGGAGGAGGGAGGAGGAGAUGAACGACUGAAAGAAGAGGACAUGAGACAUGCACUGCAGGAGGAGGGAGGAGGAGAUGAACGACUGAAAGAAGAGGACAUGAGACAUGCACUGCAGGAUGAGGGAGGAGGAGAUGAACGACUGAAAGAAGAGGACAUGAGACAUGCACUGCAGGAGGAGGGAGGAGGAGAUGAACGACUGAAAGAAGAGGACAUGAGACAUGCACUGCAGGAUGAGGGAGGAGGAGAUGAACGACUGAAAGAAGAGGACAUGAGACAUGCACUGCAGGAUGAGGGAGGAGGAGGAGAUGAACGACUGAAAGAAGAGGACAUGAGACAUGCACUGCAGGAGGAGGGAGGAGGAGAUGAACGACUGAAAGAAGAGGACAUGAGACAUGCACUGCAGGAUGAGGGAGGAGGAGAUGAACGACUGAAAGAAGAGGACAUGAGACAUGCACUGCAGGAUGAGGGAGGAGGAGAUGAACGACUGAAAGAAGAGGACAUGAGACAUGCACUGCAGGAUGAGGGAGGAGGAGGAGAUGAACGACUGAAAGAAGAGGACAUGAGACAUGCACUGCAGGAUGAGGGAGGAGGAGAUGAACGACUGAAAGAAGAGGACAUGAGACAUGCACUGCAGGAGGAGGGAGGAGGAGAUGAACGACUGAAAGAAGAGGACAUGAGACAUGCACUGCAGGAUGAGGGAGGAGGAGAUGAACGACUGAAAGAAGAGGACAUGAGACAUGCACUGCAGGAGGAGGGAGGAGGAGAUGAACGACUGAAAGAAGAGGACAUGAGACAUGCACUGCAGGAGCAUCUGCUUCCUAUAAAUGCAGAACCCCUUAUGAGGGAUCUUGGACAAUGUGGUUUCCUGGUUGAGGGCAGUUUAUUGGUCAGAAAGUCUCAGGUUCACUCUGUGCCUGUACCGUACAAAUAUGUUGUAUUUAAGAGGAAAGAAAGAAAAUAUGUGUAUGAGUUUGUGGAUUCAACAUAUGACACCAACCGAUGUUUAUUUGUGAAACCUUACCUGAUCAGUAAAGAUGGGACCUGGCAUCAGUAUGACGACACCAUCUGGACAAUGUCUUCCGCGACCCAAGAAACCCCCAGGUCUGACCAAAACAGACUGAUGUCAGCCCGAAUAUUUGCAGGGAAGGUAAUGCUGGAGAACAUGUUGGAUCCUCUCAAAAGCUGGACUGACAUGAACUGGAAAAGCUUUGUGAUCCAGCUGCAUCAGUUCUUUGAUGUUUACGGGGAGCCGAUUGUGUUUAAGCAAAAACUGAAAAGACACUCCCUAAACUAUGGAAGAAAGGAUGUGGCAGAGAUGUUAAAGAAGUUCCUGUUGGAGAAAAUGGUCCCUCAGGCUGAAGAUGAAAACAUUGAGGACAUCCUGCAUCACAAAAGGAUGGCUGUGAUUCUGCUGUUUGUACGAAGACACAAGGAUUUCAAAAUCAAACUGAAUGAGGAUGAGUUCAAUGACCUCUGCUACGCAUUAACCCUGCCCAACCUGGACAAAGACCAUUUCCUCCAGUUCUGGACCCAGUUCUCUCAAGAUGUCCAUAUUGUCCAAAAAGUACCAGAAAUGUUGGAUUCACUGAUGAACACCAUGAAAAAAGGGAAGAUGCCCCAUUGGAUCCUGGUACUUCCUGUCCUCCACCUUCUCACUGGCACCACAAAGGCAUUUGAAACACCAAAUUCUGGGAUAUUGAAGUAUGGCCAAUCUUGGGCAGGUCUACAAAGCAUUGAAAAUCCUGCAUCCAUGAGUAAAGAACACAAGAAGGCUGUGCUGACUCUGAUGGAGAGUCACCGCCACUUGUGGGAGGUGGAUGCCUUUGCAGUGCGAUCCUGUUUGUUCCUGAUGUCUUUUGAGGAACUGAUGGACUGCUGGGUCGACAUGAAACCAGAGCUCCUGGACUUGUUUCAUGCUUUCACCAAUAAGGUUCCUGAGAACAUCAGCCACAGUCACGACAUGAUGAAGAAAAUAUCUGACAGUAUCUUACACAUGCAGAAGAAACUCAAAGAGGGAAAAAACAGUUUUACUGAAGAAUAUAGAAGAGAGUUUCUGAAAACAGCCGUGGAACUGUUGGAGAAGAUCUGCAAACAGGUCAAAGCUGCUAAAUCUAACCAGGACUACAUUCGACUUUCUGUAACCUGCAUGAAUCUGGUCGCAUUGGCCUCAGACUUUGUCGUAUAUAACGACCAACAGGAAACUCCAGACGAAGAGAGAAAGCAGCGCUAUCCAAGAGACAUGGUCGAUAAAGCUCUGGGAAUCAUGAGAACUUGGAUUUAUUGGUGUUUCACAGAUAAACACCUUGGAGAAAACCCAAUGGAGAUUGAAAUCUGGAACAAUGUCGUUUCCAUCAUCUUCAAAGAUGACGCUUGUACAAAAACAUGGAAGGAAAGGUUAAUCAAGGAUUUUGAGGGAAAGUUCAGAAAGGAGUCGGCUGAGCGUCAGAUUGAGUUCUACUGCUCAAUAAUAGAGGAACUUGAUGGUUUUGAUCCACAUGUUGGUUGCAGUAUCGAAAUAUGCGCCACUGAUGCUGUUACAUGUUUGUGCCAGAACAAAUCUGAAGGCAAAGUGUUUGAGAUGUUGAAAAAAGGUCAGUUCAAGAAAGCAAAGGAGACCCUGAAAAUACAUUCUAAGUUUGACAAACUCAUUGUGGCCAUUAUCGAGAAAUCCUGGCCAAAAGACCGUCAUGGGAAAUACCAGGAAGAUGAAGAAGUGAUCUUUCAGCACCUGCUCUCCUGGCCGCCCAUCACAGAUAUUCUCCAACUAUACGGAAUAAAUAUAUUUGAGAAGCUCUCUGAAGAUUCAAGUCACAGAAUGAAGAAAGCCGUGUCAUCAUUCAUGGUCGUUAACAAUCAGCUGAUCCGUGGAGACAUUAAGAUCAGCCUCCUCAAGUUCAUUUUGGGCAGAAGGAAGACCUUCCUUGAACUACUGAAAAUCGAUUUACUCUGUGAGAAAGAACAAUACAAAGAUGAGGACAAGAUGCAAAGUCUUCUAGAACACCGACACGAAGAAGUUAAAGCCGUUCACCAUCAGAAAGAACUGACUGACGUCUUCUUAGAAAAGACCAACGAGCUGAUGGAGUUUAUGACGGUUGAUGUUAUGAACAUGGAGGAAAGACGGAAGGACAACAUCGAGGUCAUGCCUUUAAACCAGUUCAUGAAGGUCCGUCCAUUUGACCAGCCGUCGUCUCGAAUACCUGCCGUCACCCACUUCAUUCUGGAAGAAGAAAUCCGAACCAUGGCAGAGGUUCUGUACAAGUUUAGAGACAGUGGGAUUUUCCAUUCGUGUUGUGAGAAACAAGCCAGACUCUUUGCUAGAAGCAAACUGAAAGACAACGCAAGUGAUGAACAAGUAGCGGACAUUAAGGCGACACCGAAGAUGAUUCACGAUGAGGUUUUAGUCAAAGGCUUUGACGAGUACAAAGACAUCUACAUUCGUCUAAAAACCGGCAGUUUAACAUUUGAGGAAGUCAACAAGCUGUUCAGGAUUUCCAAGCAGAAGUAUGAACAGCUAAAAGACGAACUGGACAUCAUGUGCGGAAUUGAUCCUUCGGCCGACAAACAGUGGAUCCACGGCCGGGUUGAGCAGAUUAAACAGUAUCAUGAGCUACAUUUAGCUUUGGCUUCAGCUGAAACCAUCACCAGGGUCAAAGAGAUGCUUGGUCUCCAAGGCGACUUCAGGGUUUUGGAGACACUCACUAAAGCAAAUCAUGAAGACUUUGUGAGAGAGCAGCUCAAUCGGAUUGACGAUGACCUGAUGCAAGCAAAGAUGGAUCUGGUGGAAAUAACUGAGCUUCGCAGAAACUGUCUGCAUGAGCUGAGCCUCCGAGGGGACUUUAUAAAAUGGCUGAAAGAUGCACUUAAAGAUAUCAACGAGCUGAAGGUAUUUGUUGACUUGGCUUCCAUCUCUGCGGGAGAGAAUGAUGAGGACAUACAUCGAGUCUCCUACUUCCACGAUGCAGUUCUGGGAUAUUCUUCACUGCUUUAUGAGCUUAAACCAGACUCUGAUUUCCACACUUUGAAGACAGCACUCCAUAAGCUCUGGGGAGCUUUACAGAAUGAUGGAAACUUACCGAAGAAACUGCGGGACAGUGCACGUCAUCUGGAAUGGUUGAAGACUGUAAAGGACAGUCAUGGAUCAGUGGAGAGGUCGUCUCUAUCGUUAGCAUCAGCCAUCAACGACAAGGGAAUCUACCUGAUCAGUGCACAAAGAGUUGAAAAGCUAAGCCUUGAUACCGUCCUGAAACUCCUGAUUCCUGAGGGACAUGAUGAUGGUCAGAUACGGAGUUAUUCCCUUGAGGACCUGCGGGAACUGCAGAACAAACUCAUGCUCAUGUCUGGGAAAGGCCAUCAGGGGAAAAAACAAGUUGAUCACUUUGUAGAGGUUUUUGAUGGUGCCCAGAGACUAGCUAAAGCAUUCAUUGUCCUAUACACAGCCGGGAAUCCUCUGUUCAGAUGCUGGGAAGCUCGGAUCAGAUGCUGCAUAAAUAGUAACAAACCCAGUAUUACAAUGGACUUCAACCUGGACGGUGGUCUGAGCGCUGUCACUGUGGAGGGCAGUGUAGACGAGCAGCUUCCUGAACUUUGCAGGAAAAUGGAGAAAUACCUGGAUGACUGGAUGAAUUUUGUGGAGGAUCAGAGAUCCCACCAUUACUAUCUAAAUUACUAUACGGCAGAACAGAUUGUCAACCUGUGUACCAACCUGUCUCAGCAAAAGUUGAUCAGUGUCAGUGAUCAGGUUCUCAUGUUGCUUUCUUUCAUUAAGCCCAACUGCACAGCUGCUGACCUGCUGGAAGCGCAGGAAGAGCUUAAGAUACUUGAAAUGGUGCCAGAAAAUGAGGUAGCCAGCUCAGAUUUUACCAAGGAAUUGGAUCCAUUGCCAGGUCACAUAGACCAGGCAAGUGGUUUACAAAAAUUUGAUCUGAUAUGGGACACUUACAUGAAAAACAUGGAGAGUUUUCUUCCACACAUUCUCGAUGUGCAAAUUCUUGGAAGACUGUUAGAAAAACUAGCAAACAAAGAAAAUAGCAAGGUUACAUACAUUCACAGAGAGCUACCUAAUGGUCUUGCAUUGGGAAAACCAAACCUUGUUGUUUGCCCACAUGAUGAAGUCCUAACAUCUUGCAUCUCAGUUUACAUGUGCAGUAAAAAUCAAACACUUCCUACGUACGAUGAGGUCCUCUUGUGCAACUCCACAACAUCAUAUGAACAGGUGGAACUUUUCCUCAGGCGCUGUCUUAGCAAAGGCAGCAGGGGACAGAAGAUAUACACUCUGCUAUAUGGGGAUCUGCUGACUUACGAUGUGAGUUCUAAAGUUGAGAAGUUUUUUCAAGUAAUGAAAAUGAGAAGCAGACAAGACUACAGGCUGGUCAUUAUCUGCAGCUCAGAGAGAGAACAUACAUACCUUCCAUCAGCCUUCAGCCAGUACAAACUGCACAUGGUACCUCAGGAGAAACUGGAGAGAAUCCAGACAUACUUGCACCAACACUAUGUAGUCCCAGAAACCCAACCGAGUGCUGCUGCUGCGUUCAAAGACCGGAAGCGUGUUGUUGUUGUCUCAUCCAAAAGGGCUGGGGUUGGUAAAUCCCUCUAUAUUAAGAGGUUGUAUGAGAAAUUGCAGGGCUCAACCACAUCCUCAGUGAUGAAAUGCAUUCGCUUGACUGAACCGAAGGUUGAUGAGAAUGUGAUUCUUCAGUCUCUCUUAUGUGACUCCAAUAAGGAAGAACUCACCAUGUUCCAUUUUGAUGUCACAUCAUCGGUGCAGAAAGGUCUUGAUGAAUUUCUGUUCAAAUUGCUGAUUCUGCGUUAUUUGAUGGACUCCGAGGGAAACGUGUGGAGGUGCAGUGACAAGCAGCUGUACAUCAUUGAGACUUUAGAGCAAACUGCAAAACCAUUAAAAAAUACCUCACAUCAGGCUCGAAGUGCAAAUAACUCAUUCACAGAUGUAUUCCCAAAUAUUUUCUGUCGACCACCUAAAGAGGUACUAGAGCUAGAGAUGAGUCCCUCUCUUGUUAAUAAUGAAGACCCACUCAUGGAUGACCAAGAAUUCAGGAGCACCGUCUUUCAACGACCAUACCAGUAUCUCACUCGAUUUCAGAAACAUGCCAAUCUGGACACGUUCAAAUAUGACAGUGAAAAACGUGCUGAAGGGUCACAUGUGGAAUGUCUCCAGAUGUUUCUGUUGUAUUGUGGAAUUCCAGACCCAUCCUGGGCAGAACUAAGACACUUUGCGUGGUUCCUAAACCUACAGCUCCAAGACUGUGAGAAUUCCGUUUUUUGUGAUGCCUCAUUGACUGGAGACGUCCUACGUGGAUUCAAAACCUUUGUGGUGGACUUCAUGAUUCUGAUGGCGAAAGACUUCGCCACUCCAUCGCUCUGCAUUUCUGACCAGAGUCCAGGAAAUCUACAGGUGGACCUAACUGGUGUCAAAGAUGAAGACUUGGCCCCUUUUCUUAUUAGGAAGAGGUGGGAAACAGAACCGCAUCCGUACAUCUUCUUCAAUGACGACCACGUGUCUAUGACCUUUAUUGGCUUCCAUCUUAAGGUCAAUAAAGGGAAUUCUGUUGACGCCAUUGAGCCCAUUUCUGGAAAGGUGAUAAGAAAGAAUGUCAUGAGCAUAGCAUUACACAGAGGUUUAAUGCAACAGAGGGUGCCUUUCAACAUUGACUUUGACCGUCUUCCAAGAAAAGAGAAAAUAGAGCAAAUCUGUAAUGUUCUUGGUAUCAAGUCUUCUUGUGACCCCGAUGAAACGUAUGAGCUGACAACUGACAACAUAUUGAAAAUGCUGGCAGUCCAUAUGCGGUUCAGGUGUGGCAUCCCCGUCAUCAUCAUGGGGGAGACGGGAUGUGGUAAGACAAGGCUCAUCAGAUUUCUUUGUGAGCUCCAGAGAAAUGGAAGACCAGCUCAGAACAUGCAACUUGUGAAGGUGCAUGGAGGGACAACUCCAAACAUUAUUUACACCAAAGUUAGAGAGGCAGAAAAAAAUGCCUCUGCAAACAAACAGGAGUAUAAAUUUGACACUGUUCUUUUCUUCGAUGAGGCCAACACCACUGAGGCCAUCAGCAGCAUUAAGGAAGUCCUCUGUGACCAGACAGUCAACGGGGAAAGUCUGACACCUGACUGUGGAUUGCAGAUUAUUGCAGCAUGUAACCCUUACCGCAAACACACUGAGGAGAUGAUCAAGAGGCUGGAAUCUGCAGGUCUCGGGUACAGAGUUCGAGCUGAAGAGACAGAUGAAAAGCUUGGUUCUAUCCCACUUCGCCAGCUAGUGUAUAGAGUUCAUGCAUUACCGCCAAGCAUAAUCCCACUUGUGUGGGACUUCGGACAGUUGAAUGACCACACAGAGAAGAUGUACAUUCAGCAAAUUGUGCAAAGAGUGGUUGAAAACAAACCAGUUGAUAAAAAUUAUGUAAAUCAGAUCACCGAUGUCCUCUCUGGGUCACAGAAAUAUAUGCGGACAAGGAAGGAUGAAUGCAGCUUCGUCAGCCUCAGAGAUGUGGAACGCUGCAUGCAGGUCUUUCUGUGGUUCUUUGACAACCACACUACAUUUUUUGCAGAGCUUAGAGAAUUUGAGAAAAAACAAAAUGCUGAAAGGAAUGAAAGUCUUCAGAAAGAGCCAGAGGUCAGAGAUCCUGUGCUAUGGUCUGUAGUUAUGGCCACGGCAGUAUGCUACCAUGCCAGCCUUGAAAAUAAGGAUGACUACAGACAACAAAUCUCUAAAAGCCUGUCACCAGCAUACAACCCAGGAAAAGUAAAGCAGGAAAUAUCACUCAUGCAGGAUUUAUUUCUCAGUGGGGUGCCCAUAGCACAUACAAUUGCAAGAAACAACGCCCUCAAAGAGAACGUCUUCAUGAUGGUUCUCUGUAUUGAGCUAAGAAUCCCUCUCUUCUUAGUUGGGAAACCAGGAAGUUCAAAAUCUCUGUCUAAAACCUUAGUGGCUGAUGCCAUGCAGGGUCAGUCUGCGCAUUCUGACCUUUACAAAAGGCUUAAACAGAUCCAUUUGGUGUCGUUCCAGUGUAGUCCUCACUCAACUCCAGAGGGCAUCAUCAACACAUUCAAACAGUGUGGGCGUUUCCAGGAAGGAAAGAACCUGAAAGAAUACAUUUCAGUUGUGGUCCUUGAUGAGAUUGGUCUGGCUGAGGACUCCCCAAAGAUGCCACUGAAAACUCUUCACCCACUGCUUGAAGAAGGGUGUAUCGAUGAUGAUCCCCAACCACACAAAAAGGUUGGAUUCAUUGGCAUCUCCAACUGGGCUUUAGACCCGGCAAAAAUGAACCGAGGGAUUUUUGUUUCCCGUGGUGAUCCUGAUGAGAGGGAACUUAUUGAGAGUGCUAAAGGCAUAUGCUCAUCUGACGAAGUGGUUUUGCGGAAGGUCAAGGCAUUCUUUGAACCCUUUGCAAGAGCCUACGUGGAUAUCUGCAACAAAGAAGGCAAUGGUUUUUUUGGAUUGCGUGAUUUUUACAGCCUGAUUAAGAUGAUUUUUGCCGUGGCCAAGGUUUCUCAGAGGAAACCCACAGCAGAGGAAAUCGUAAAGGCAGUGUUAAGGAAUUUCAGUGGUAGAGAUGAUGUGGAUGCAGUUACUGUCUUAACGGAAGGACUUCAGAUUGUACCAAAUCUGGAGAGCAUCAGAACCACUGACUUUGUGAGAGAAAACAUUCAGGCAGUUGGACAAGAGGAAGAAUGCCGGUACUUGCUGAUCCUGACAAAAAACUACGCAGCUCUACAAAUUCUCCAGCAAACUUUCUUUUCAGAAAGUUGUCAACCGGAAAUUAUUUUUGGCUCUAGCUUCUUGAAAGACCAGGAGUACACCCAAAUCUGCCGCAACAUCAAUAGAGUGAAGAUCUGCAUGGAGACAGGUCAGACUGUUGUGCUUGUGAACCUGCAGAACCUUUAUGAAAGUCUCUACGAUGCUCUGAACCAGUACUAUGUCUACUUGGGUGGGCAGAAGUAUGUGGACCUUGGACUGGGAACCCACCGUGUCAAAUGUAGGGUCCAUGAGGAAUUCCGGCUUGUUGUUAUAGAAGAAAGAGAGGUGGUCUACAAACAGUUCCCUAUACCUCUCAUCAACAGGCUGGAGAAACACUACCUGGAUAUCUUCACUGUCCUCAAACCUGAGCAGAAAAGAACUGUGACUGAAUUGCAGAAAUGGGUUGAAGACUUUGUGUCUCUAAACAGUCAGGAGUCAACAGACACUCAGACGUAUGAGUACCUACCAGCAGAUGUCUUCAUUGGCUACCACUUUGACACAUGUGCCUCUGUCGUUCUUCAAGUAACAGAAAACAAAAAGAACAGUGUGGAAAACUCAGACCCAGAGAAGAGAGUACUGGAUGAAGCUAAACUCAUGCUCCUGAAAUGCGCUACACCUGACUCAGUGGUGCGACUGAACUGCAGUGGCCUUCCGAAGGUGGAGAUUGAACAUCUGACCAGGGUUUACUUUGAAGACCUGAACAACAGCUGUUUGGUUGACUACAUACUUGCUCACACAAAGCAGGAGGUCCACUGCAGCUCAUCCUUCACAGAGGUAACAACAUUCUCGAGACUUUUGACAGCAUCUGACUUAAAGCCUCUAGAGCAGGUGUUGCCAAGUGUUGGACUUCUGUCAUUGCAGCAGUUUGACACAGAACAGUCGUUCCUGAAGAAAAUCAGGAACUUCCUCACAACUGAAAAUGGAAACAGCAAAACCGGAGCCGAUGUCAAAGCCCUCAUCAUUCAGUAUGAUUUCGAUGAAGCUUCUCAGAGUGCCAAUCUUAUUGCAUCUGCAAAAUAUUCAUCCAUAAACGAAAUCAACAAGAUAACUCAGGAGAACACAGGAAGCAAAGUGUUUGUGUACUUCAUCACCAGACUGCCAAGAAUGGGAGGAGGGACUUCCUAUGUUGGCUUUCAAGGAGGCCUGUGGAGAUCAGUUCACAUCGAUGACCUCAGACGAUCAAAAGAUAUUGUUUCAGACAUCAAAACCCUUCAAAACAUGACAAUCAGUCAAAUGUUUGAAACAAAGAUUGCUCAGCCAGAAGCUAUGGAGGUGGAUGAUGACUCUUACACAGGGAGUGAGGAAAAUGCCUUGGCUCAUGUUGUGGACACAACAGAGCUUGUGCGAAGUUGCGUCCAGAACGCUGUGGGAAUGUUGAAGGAUCAGGUGGAAGGUGGAAUCCGCAGCACACAGAGAGUUCAGAUCCUCCUGACGCUCCUCAGUAACGACGACGCCAUUAAAGGAGAAUUUCUGCAAACUGUGAAGAAGCGUCUUCAUUCCUUGUUGGUCAUUCACGAUAGCAAAAAAGAAAAUUGGGUGAUGAAAGAGGCUUCCGACAUUGAUGCCUUGCAAAAAGGAGGCACCUUCAGAAACACGUUGUGGAAGCAUGUUCAGGCUGCCGUCGUCCCUGUCUUGGCUCAGCUGGUCUCAGUCAUUGACCGUGACCAAAACUUGGACAUCUUACUGAAUGAAAACUGUGGUGAAUCUUUCAAGAGACUGUGGUUGGACAUCUUUGGGAAUGAGAACCUGCUGGAAAUCCCACAGCUAACAUUUGACCACAGCUCAGAGACAGGAACUAUUCCAGUCCAGAACUACGUCACCCUAAAGGGGAGUUUUGGAUGCCGCCUUCCUUUCAGUUGGAGGAUCAAGGACCACCUGGAAGACCUCUGGGUCAAUGCUCCUCAAUGUGGAGAACAAACUCAUUAUGAGCUGGAGGAGCUCUUUUGGACAACGCCUCUGGGGCGACACAUUCAGAAUGCAGACCGGGACAUGCAGACAGAGUUUUUUCAGUGCUACCUACAGGAUUUCAUCACCAUGACCAUGAAUGUGACACGUGAACAAGAUCUGCAGCUUCUCCACGAUGCCAUGAACUGUUGUGUUCAUGAGCUGAAGUUCAAGCUCGGUGUCAGAGACGCAGUGACCUCUCUUCUCUGGGUCCAUGCUGCUUACCAUGAGUUCAAGAACCGGUUACAGAAUCUUUCCAGGAUGAUGUGCAUUGAGCCCCAGCUGACCCACGACCUUCAGAAAGAUUCCAGCGCUAGCAAUGGGUUUGAACUGGUAAUCGAUGUGUUUGCUGCUUUGGCAUGUGUAGAGUACCUGGAGCCCGGAGACCUGGACACAGAUGCCCAAAGAAGGAUGUGGCUCAGGCGGGUCAAGAGACUCCAGGUUCCCAUCGAGUUGAUCUGCUCCGAUGAAAGCACGAGACAUUAUGGAGAAAAAAGCAAAGUGCUGGUCCACAGGGUUCGAGGUGGAUGGAAUCGGAUAUUUUCUCUGUCUCUGUUUGUGGAACACAUGCUGUUGGACAUCGAAGAGAUAAACGGGGAGCUGACACCUCUGUUUUUACAGCAGACAAAGAAGCUUGGAAAGGUCCUGGAAAGGAAUUCAGAUCUCAAAUCUCAGGAGACGUUUGAGGCUGUAGUUGAUUUACUCAGAACCUGCAAAGAUGGAGCUGUCGGACACCUCUUCAGGUUUGAUUACCUGUGCCACAUAUGCUCUGAAGAUCCUCAGGAUCCAAUCCGUCUGCCAUGUGACCACAUCUACUGCAUGGCUUGUAUCAAACGGUGGCUGAUCCCAGGUCAGAUGUACUGUCCUUUUUGCAAGACUUCAGUUGAUGAAGAUUUCCGUUUGGUUCCAUGUGAAGACACGAGGACCAGAAUAAACCAGCACAUUCAGCUCAGGAAGCGGCGUAAUGCUUUCUUCAUAGAUUUGGUGUCUACUGUUUGCUUCAAGGACAACACUCCUCCUUGUCCGGCUGUCGUUCGUCAGUUGCUGUCGUUUCUCAUGGUAGAGACAAGCCCUUCAGGUAGGACUCUAAUCCCAACCCUGCGUAAAAACCAACAGACUCGUACCAAGGAGCUGUCUCCAUUCGAUGACUCUCUGGAUAAGAAUCCCGUGGUUCGUUCAGUAUUGGUCAAACUCCUGCUGAAGUACAGCUUUGAUGAUGUCAAGGAUUACCUGCAGCAACAUCUGACAGAAAUAGAGCAGAGCCGGAUCCUGGACAAAACCGACAAAACGGAACUUUACUGCUUGUACAUCAACUGCUUGGAGGAUUCCAUGUUUGAGAGCUCGCAUUUGAGGUCCGUCACAGAUGAACAGGAGUGUUUGCAGGAUGAAAGUGCCUUCCUGAGUGGGCUGGUGCGUUCCAACGGCCCCACUCCUGAAACAGUCACUGUGGAAUAUCUGCAGGAUCUGGCCCGAGUCCGCAUCCACCUGGACCUGACAGCCAGACUAUUCACAACAGAAACCACCUCCACAGGACUUCAACAUGGGGGUCAACGUGGAACCACUGCCUUCCUCAACAGUGUGGUGAACCUGUGUAAGGACAGUGGGAAUAACUGGUAUCGGACAUAUUUGAUCCGUAAAAUCGCCAGUCAACACGGACUGGAGUUUGUUCUAAAACUCCUCAAAGACCAACAGAUGAGCUGGCUCUUCCCUGAAGAACUUCUGCAAAAGAAUGUAGAAGAUUCACCAAUAGACACAUUUCUAGUGUGUGGGAAAGACUACGAAGCAAUAAGAAACGCAGUCGGCAAAGUGUCUUCAACAGAAACUGUUGAAGCACUGGACCACACCUGUCAGAAGCGCAGAUGUUCUCCACAGCAGAAGACAGUUUAUCUACUGUUAGCACUUUACAGGGAAGUCACCACUUUGUACAGAGAAGCCAGUGCAACCUUCCAUCCCACUCCUGAGCGUUUGGAAGUCUGGGUGACCUACAUCCAGACCUCCAUGCACCUGCCCAGCCCAGAGGUGAAGGCCUUCGGCCGGGCGUUAGUGAAGAACGACCUUGGGCCGUUUGCCGUCCGUCCUGGUUUUCAGCGAGUGUUGGUUGAGUUGGUUGUUCACUUGGCUGCAGUCUUACUCUGUGGGGAACACACCAUCUUAGCCCCCCUGCGAAGGCUGGCCACGGCACCGGCCGAUAUGAAGGUGGCGUACUUACCCACUAUGCCAGAGAUGUUGGCAGAGGUUCAUCAACUUGUACAGGCUACCAAGUGGUACUAUUGCAAAAAUGGUCACCCAUGUGCAGUUGGUAAUUGUGGCAGCCCCACAGAAGGGGGUAAAUGCUUUGACUGUGGUGAAAAGAUUGGAAGUUCUGCAAAAGAAUUUAAGUAUUUGGAUUUGAAGAAUAACCUGACUGAGACGGGACACAUCCUCGGUGAUCCCGUUUGCAGGAACAAUCCGGACAUGCAGGACACAAAAGGCCUGUCCUCCGUUCCCUUCACCGUCAUCCGGAUGUUCACCCACAUGGCCAUGAUGGUCGGCGUCCGCAACGGCACACAGUCGAUCUCCGCCAUCAUUAAGCCUCCGGUCCCUGAACCAGCAGAAUUUCUUUUUGCUCACCUUCAGAAAGAUGAGGACCAUGUGAUCAAAUACCUGGGAAAGGGGAAGGAUGACACUGACAGCAUCAUUCACCUGCUCAUCAGCAGCCUCCUGGAACCAGGUACUGGAACAGACCACCAACAAAGACUCAUGACACAUUAUUAACCCUGCGCUGGUGAUGAACUGCUGUCGACCAAAGACGCCAGAAACGAAUGGGAAAAAGAAAUGAGCAGCAGAAUCACACCUCAAUUACAGAACUUGGGGGAAAAGCUGAAGGAAGUGAAUCUUCUGCUCCUGAGUGACUCCCGUGUUUCCGCGUUUAAGAUCAAGAAGCUUCUGUUCGAGGAUCCUCGGCUUCACUUCGCCUCAUUAUUUCCACAGCAGUCACUCAUCCAUAACUCCACGGUGUGGAGCUGCAGGGACAGAGUGUGUCCUCUGAGUCUCACCCACAUCGUAGAGCAGAACAACGGCAGAAACACCGUACCUUUACUCUGGAAGUUCCUGCACAAGGAAACAGAGCUCCGACUGGUGAAGCACCUUCCUGAUAUCCUCACACUCCAGAAAAACCUGGUCAGGAGGUUUCACAACAGCCCUGAGAUGAUCUGUGGCACCAUCGCUGAAUUCCUGGACAGUCAGAAGGCGGAUACUGAAGUGUCACUGGGAUCCUGGUACCAUGAACAUGUCCGGACCUUCCUGACCACCUGGAAUCAGCUCCGAGUGUCUUUGCAGACCAACGGUGCCAUUAAGAUCCCGCCGGAGUUCUGUCAGAAGGACCUGGACCUGGACAGUGGCUUGGCGGUGCUGUUACCGCGCCGACAGGGCCUGGGCCUCUGCUCCACGGCCCUCGUCAGCUACCUCAUCGGCCUGCACAAUGACCUGGUUUACUGUGCAGAUAAACAGACAGGAGAGGAGACCAGUUACAAAGUGAGUGCUGCUGAUCUGGUGGACCUCCACGUGAUCCGGUACGAGGUGGACAGAGACCUGAUGCCCCUGAUUCUGUCCAACACCCAGUACAGCAUUGAAAAUGGAAAGGAAACCCAGCCCGAGUACGACCUGCCUAAAAUCCAGCAGAAAAUCCUGUCCCACUUCCUGCUGGGAAAACCUCUCAUUUCUUCAAAUGGCAUUCCAACACUCAUCAUCAGGCAGCAACGCAACUAUAAGAUGGUUCUGAAGGAUGUAAAAGCAGCCGUUAAACAGGAGCCUCUUCCCACUCGAAGCCUGUGGGCUGUGGAGGUGGAGCUGCAGUCCUACAGUGAGGUCUGUGACGCCCUGUCCACCGUGGAGACGGCGCUGGACUUCCUCGCCGCGACAGACAGAGGUCCAGAUACGCCGCUGUCCAGCUACCUGGAGGAGGAGCUGCAGAUGGGGAAGCAGACGGCGGCACACGUCCUCACGGCUCUGAGUCCAUGCUCUCUGAAACACUGUGUGGCGCUGUGGCAGCUCCUGGCUUCACUCAAAUCAGAAAACAUGCUGAAACUGAACAGAGAUCCGUUCUUUGACGUGUCGGAUUCGUACAAACAGGCCCUGGGCGAAGACGAUCCCCGGCGGCUGACUGACUUCCUGUCCAAGGGCAGCGUCGACACUUUCCUGAUGGAGAUGCAUGAGUUCCUCGUCCUGGAGCUGAAGAAGCCCGAAGCGGCUGAAACCUACAGGCCUGACUGGAGCAUCAAAGAGACUCUGGUGGACUACAUAGAGAACAGUUCGGAGGACGUGAGGAAGAACUUCCCCGACGAAAUCGCGAUGUUCCGGUUCGUGGAAACCUGGAAGUUCGUGGUGGCCUUCAAGCAGCAGCAGCGUCGCACUCAGAGGCUGUAACGGCGCCCUCUGCUGGUCAAACAAUACACUGCCUCAGUUCAAGGUUUACACUCACCACCAACCAACAAGUCACAUGACUCAGAGGAUUCAACGAUCACCACUGGGGAAAAUAGGAAUCUGUUUGUUGGGUUCUAUUUUGUAUUUUCUUUGUCUUUCUGCUGAUUUUUUUUUUUUAAGUAUUUGUUGCUUUUCGCUGUGAGAUGGAAUGAGUUACAAACAAAACAUCCCAUCCAGCAUGUUCAUGUGGGCCCCAGAAGGGUUCCAUUUGGGCUGCACAUAAGGGUACCAUGUGGGUUUGUCCACAGUUUCCAUGGUGACCCCCCAUGUGUUUGACCAGAUCAGAAUCAGAAUCUCUUGAUCAUCAUUGUCCCAAGUAGAAUUAAACUGAGGUAAAGCUGAGGUUCAGAGCAAGAAUUUACAGACAGACAACACAUAUCAGUAAAACAACAACAAAUAUCAGUAAAACAACAACAAAUUUCAGUAAAACAACAACACAUAUAAGCAAAGGGACAGUUAUUUACAUUGAAAAAUAAAAAGUAUUGCAAACUAAGGUAUUUGUAAAACAUUGAAGUUAAGUAGUGCAAAAUAACAUGAGAAGUAGUGCAAAGGACUACUGUUACUACUACUACUGCUACUACUACUGCUCGAUAUAUUACUACUACUACUACUACAUAUAUUACUAUU
Molecule: messenger RNA, 15891 nt
Organism: Sphaeramia orbicularis (orbiculate cardinalfish)
Lineage: Eukaryota; Metazoa; Chordata; Actinopteri; Kurtiformes; Apogonidae
Product: E3 ubiquitin-protein ligase rnf213-alpha-like
Exons: 63
Biological process (GO): ubiquitin-dependent protein catabolic process; sprouting angiogenesis; negative regulation of non-canonical Wnt signaling pathway
Cellular component (GO): cytosol; membrane; nucleolus
Molecular function (GO): ATP hydrolysis activity; ubiquitin-protein transferase activity
Source: RefSeq, a predicted model, not a curated record